Molecule: messenger RNA, 1438 nt
Organism: Scaptodrosophila lebanonensis
Lineage: Eukaryota; Metazoa; Arthropoda; Insecta; Diptera; Drosophilidae
Product: band 7 protein AGAP004871-like
Exons: 4
Coding region: 376-1308 (310 amino acids)
Cellular component (GO): plasma membrane
Source: RefSeq, a predicted model, not a curated record
AAGGUAGAGGGGAGGUCUUUAAUAAAUAAUAACUGACAACGGAUUGAAACAUCGUCAUUUGUUUCAAGAUUAAUCGAGGAACUAUCUUUCUGCCUGUAGGCAUUCACGCGGAUCAGCAGAUGUAACUAUUUUUCUUAGCUUUUUCCGGACAACUGUCAACUUCCCAUUAUUUCGAUCUGUGCAUCAUCUCGGGAACUUAUUUGUGCACUUUAUUGGAUCGUACCGCUUGCUAAAGCUCAUAUUUGUGUUUCGCAAAUCGCAAUAUAAAUUAUAGCUGGCUCUGCUCAGCAUCUGUGAGUGAUUCGAAUUACACAUACAUAUGUCAUACACACUCUAAAAUUUGUACUCUUCUACGUAACUGCAAAAUUCUGGGCCAUGAAUGCCAAACCCCCCGAGGAGCAUCAAUUGGAUGAAGAUGGAGCGAUUGAGCCAAUACCAGUGAAGCUGCCCCCACCAGUUCAUUCCGAUUCAUUUCCGGACCCGAUCGUCUACACGGAGAAAGGGGUGCGGAACGUACGCACGACCGAAAACGAUCCUCCAUCGCUCUGCGAGAAGAUAGUCUGUUUCUUCGCUUACGUUCUGUUCGUCAUUACGGUCCCCUUUUGCUUUUUUUUCUACAUAAUUGUGCUGCAGGAGUUCCAGCGUGCUGUGAUCUUGCGGUUGGGUCGUCUGCGCAAGGGCGGGGCACGGGGUCCUGGCAUGGUACUCGUAAUACCUUGCAUCGAUGCAUACCGGAGGGUUGAUCUGCGAACCACCUCAUUCGAUGUGCCGCCGCAGGAGAUACUCACCAAGGACUCGGUGACCAUCAAGGUGGAUGCAGUUGUCUAUUACAGUGUGAGGAACCCACUCGAUGCUGUUCUCCAGGUGGCGAAUGCGCGCGAAGCCACGCGAUUGCUGGCCAUGACCACGCUGCGCAACGUCUCUGGAAUGCAUAUGCUGAUGGAGCUGCUCACCUCAAAGGAGUCGUUGUCUAAGCAGAUCGAGUGGAUACUGGACGGGGCUACCGAAGCCUGGGGGGUGCGGGUCGAGCGCGUCGAGAUAAAGGAGAUUUACAUGCCGGCGCAGUUGCAACGGGCCAUGGCCGUAGAGCAGGAAGCGGCUCGCGAGGCAAGGGCGAAGGUAGCGGCAGCCGAGGGCGAGCGUGACGCGGUCAAGUCGCUCCGGGAAGCCGCCGAUAUAAUGAUGACGAAUCCCAUAGCACUACAGCUGCGAUAUCUUCAGACGCUCAACACCAUAUCCAAUAAUCAAACACGCUCCUACGUAUUUCCCUUCCCCGUGGAUAUCGUCAAGAAAUGGAUGGGCAAAUGAAGGGGCUACAAACAUGCAUAGCUUCUUCGAAAUUUAUGAUACAUAUGUAUGUAUGUAUAAGUACUAGCCACUAGCGGAAAAUGUUUCUGUGUCUUAUUUUGUAAAUGAAUAUUAAAAUGCUGGUGGGGCA